Molecule: messenger RNA, 964 nt
Organism: Drosophila obscura
Lineage: Eukaryota; Metazoa; Arthropoda; Insecta; Diptera; Drosophilidae
Product: filamin-A
Exons: 3
Coding region: 90-902 (270 amino acids)
Biological process (GO): actin cytoskeleton organization
Molecular function (GO): actin filament binding
Source: RefSeq, a predicted model, not a curated record
CCACACGCCAAUUACAAUCCGGAAAAUAUUUAGAAAGCCGUAAAAAAAAUAUAUUCGCCCCAGAGAUCUGCCCCAGAGUCAAUUGCGGCAUGUUCAAAGCGUCGCAGGAGAUGCGUCUGAAUACCAAUUCAGCUGCCUCCGCCUCUCUGGGUCUGAGUGGGAGUGGUGGGCUCGAGGGGCCGAGUGCGGAGAAAGAUGGUAUUUUUGGGCGCUACCAGCGCACGCCCGACGCUGAUGCGUAUCCCACAGAGCCGCCGCGGGUCUACAUAGCCCCAGAACUGACCGACGCGAGCAGGGUGCAAUUGCUGCACUUUCCCAGCGGCGCUGUCCGCACCAACAGCUCCGUCAGCUUCGUCCUCAAGCGGAAUGGGGUCAAGGGAAACUUUGAUGUGCGGGUGGAGGGUCCUAGCGGCCAGCUGGAGACCGUGCAGCAGCAGCAGUUGGACCCGGAGCGCUUCCAAAUCGACAGUCAACUGUCCUCCGGCGCAGGACUCUACAAAGUGCACGUCAAAUGCAACUCCGUGAAUCUGUCUCGGUCUCCCUUCAUCAUUGUGGCCAUAGCGGGGGCUCCCGAGAUCCCAGAAAUGAAAUCCAGCAGUGCAGAAGAGCCCACCGUUCAGUCGGAUGCCAGCAAGGUGCUGAGCCGCGGACUGGGACUCUCUCAUGUGAGCUACCUAGAACGGAAUGAGUUCACCGUGGACUGCAGCCAGGCCGGCAGCAACAUGCUCUUUGUGGGCAUCCUGGGACCACGGGGUCCCUGCGAUGAGGUGCUAGUAAAGCAUCUAGGCCGCAACAUUCAUCGCGUCACGUACCGAGUGUCGGAUCCAGGGGAUUACAUUCUAGUGGCCAAGUGGGGGGAGCAGCACAUACCAGGCUCUCCCUUCAGCCUGGCCACCGAAUAGGAAUCGUGGGAGUAUAUAUGUACAUAUAUCUAUGUAUGUAGGAGGAGUAGAAUAAAUGUGAA